Molecule: messenger RNA, 940 nt
Organism: Folsomia candida
Lineage: Eukaryota; Metazoa; Arthropoda; Collembola; Entomobryomorpha; Isotomidae
Product: larval cuticle protein A3A
Exons: 5
Coding region: 101-769 (222 amino acids)
Cellular component (GO): extracellular matrix
Source: RefSeq, a predicted model, not a curated record
UACUUUGACUGACCAAGGUGCCAGCAUUAGUCAGCAACUGUUCGCAAAGCAGUACAAAAAAUAAGUCUAAAGAUUCUUAGGAAAUUAUAAAACUAUCAAAAUGAACAAGAUCGUUUUCUUGGCCCUUGUCAGUGUUGCGAGUGCUGGAAUUGCCCCCAACGGUGGUCACGCAUACGCAACUUCCCAAUUGCACCACAGCGCACCAGUCGCCACUUAUGCGCACGCUGCCCCAUUGGCUGUUGCCCACGCUGCGCCAGUCGCCACCUACGCCCACGCUGCUCCAGUCGCCACCUACGCCCACGCUGCUCCAGUCGCUGUUGCCCACGCUGCCCCAGUUGCCCACUAUGCCCCAGCCCCAGUCGCUGUCGCCAAGGCCGUUGCCGUCCGAGCUGAGCCAUUCGACCCCCACCCACAAUACAACUACGGAUACUCCGUUUCCGACGGUUUGACCGGUGACCACCACUCUGCCCAAGAAUCCCGAGACGGAGACCUCGUCCAAGGACAAUACUCCCUCGUUGAGCCCGAUGGUGCCAUCCGAACCGUCACCUACACCGCCGAUGGAGUCAACGGAUUCAACGCCGUCGUCAACCGACAAGCCCCACAAGUCGCUGUCGCCAAGGCUGUCGUUGCUGCCCCAGUUGCCCACCACGUUGCCCCAGUCGCCACUUACGCCCACGCUCCAGUCGCCCACGCCGUUGCGCACCACGCCGUCGCCGCCCCCGUCGCCUACGGUGGAAUCGCACACCACGCUGGUGUCUACCAUCAUUAAAACUAUUUUUAAUUAGCUAUUUUCUAUUCUAUUCUAAAAUCCAAUUCGUGAGGUCUGUAUCUGUAUCAUCUCUUCUUGAAUUGAGUGCAAUAUGUGAAGACAAAAGUAUUAUUUAUUUAUUUAUCCUUCUCCUCAGAAAAAUAAAAUCACACGUUUUGAAACUGUUUAAUA